UGGGUCUCAUUUACCGACUCCUUAUCUGCAGCUGCACUUGACGAGAAACCAACAUUCUCUCGGAGAUGAAAGGAUAGUUGGUUCUGAAGAUAUCUCUGCAGUCUCACACAACAUCGUCUUUGUCAAUUCUGCGCAUAUCUUCAGUAAUUCUGUGUGUUCAGCACCUGAAGUUGAGAGUUUGUUGAUGGUGUUGAAUGACGUGAUUUGUGGUGCAUGCAGUGGCAACGAAUCGUGGGAUUGAAACGAAUGGGUCUUUGGGAUAUGAAGGAAAACAACCCUAGCUUAUUGAGGAGGCAUCCGGAUAGUGGUGGACAUGGACCACCAUGGUGUCCUUCAUAUCUCCUCCGCUCUUUUCAUUUCCCGCAACACCGUAUCUUCAUCUUCACCACGACCAUUCGGAAGCUGCAUGAGGUGAAUCAGGUGGUUCGCAUUGACGCGGUCGUUUGUUAGGAAAUUUAUUCAAAUCAUCAGCACGCGAUGUCUCCGUAAUUCCAGAAAUGUCCGCGAUGGACAGGACACUCCACAUCUAGAGGCGAACGUAAUGUCCAAACUUAUAGUUAAUUACUUGGACCCACCUCUGAGCGGCAGUUACCAUGUUAUUCCUGCCACGAGCCUUUUACAACUGAUAAACAGGAUUAUUCGUGGAAGGCUUUUGAAUGCUCAUUUGAAGGAGAUCAAAGAAAUGAAAUUUUGAUAUAUUCUGUUGGAAGGCUCAAGAAUAUCUGUGAAAGAUACAGAUCACAAGAGUUGAGGGGAUCAACAAGGUGAAAAAACAAGAUAGCGGUUGAAACUAUGAAAAGAUGGAAGCCACUUUUAAAGAAGGAGGCUUCCAACCCAGCAGAACAAGUUAAGUUUGCAAAGCAGGGUCUUAAAUGGGCACGCUCUCAGAAGGAUGUCCAGAACUAUCUCGAUAGGAUACGGCAAGAUGAAAUACAGAAAAGUUCACAGCAAACAAGAAAGGUCACCAAAAGAGAGCCAGUGCAGGUCGUCCCGUUAAAAAAUGGUUCCUCAGCUGUAGAAAGGAUGAAGAAAUCUGAGGUUCAGGCUCUAAGCAUGAUGCGUCAACAAUCCUCCUUGAUUCCCGGGAAUAUUGGAAUCGUGGUGCCAUUGCAACAGACGAUGAGCAACAUACUUAUGCCGUUGCCUGUUACAUGUGAUGAAUACCAAGUGUUCAGUCGGUCCACUUCGGGGGCUGAGGCUCAGAUCACAGAUAUGACCCAGAAAUCGCAUUUGAACACUACACACGCUCAGCAGCAGGGGCUUUCUGCUCUAGCAACUGAGCUUUUGUCGAAGACGAGCAAAGCAGACUUCAGCAAGGAAAAUGAAAUAGGUGGUAGUGUUAACAACAAUGUGCAGUCCGCAUAUGAAGUAAGGUUAAAAAAAUGCUUGAAGGGUGAUAUUAUGCAAACCAUCAUUGCAGAAGGUGAAGCCGCCAACUUAAGUUAUCAGAGAGAAGACCAUGCUCGAUCUGUAACCGCUGAAGUGAGUGAAUCCACCAAGCCGAGGUUCAAGGAAUCAAAGUUAAAAAUCCCCCAGAAACCUGUGAGUAAGGAUCAGUUACAAUAUGGAGAUUCACGAGACUAUCUGCUUCAACUUGAACAAGAAAAGCAGCAGGAUCGCCGAUACUCCCAUAGAAUAGCAAUAAGGAAGAAGCAAGUGAGAUAUUUUAGGAGUUUGGAAGGUGUUGGAGAGGUAGACGAUAUCAGAACCACGCCACCAUGUUCUAAAGCUGAUCCACAAUCGAUCGCCAACUUCCCGAUCAUUGAGAAUGUUGAGGAGAGUGCUCGAAGAUACCCUGAUUUUAUUUACAAACCGAGCGCGGCGCGGAAAAAUGUUGACUCGGACUCCGUGUCCUCGUGCAGCCCUGGGCACUGUGAAACUGAGUUCAGGCCUCUCAGCUGUGAAACUGGGAAAAGUACAGACGGAAUGGUCUUAGAUCUCUCUUCGGCAAGCGUAAGGAGGGAAACAUUGAGGAAGGAAUUAGCUGAGCGGAUUCGGAAGGAAGCUUUACGCAAGAAGUCGCUCCUUUCGCAGAGCCGUGCUGCUUCCAGACAGUCACAAUGUCAAUGCCAUUAAGAAAUGUUCGUGGAGCUAGAACUGUACAAAUAAAAACCUCGAAUCGCGAAGCAUGGGUAAUACUCGCAGCCAGGACGUCAAACCUAGAUUUCUGUAGCAAAAAAAUCAUUUAUUUCUGUCCCGCAGCUCUCUAUGUUCCAAGCAGGGGCGAAAUAGACAGCUCUAGAGUCAGCGUAUAAAAGCUGGAUCAGCUGUCAGUGCUGUGUUAUUGUUGUUUUAGGGUGAUUGAUUCCAAGGGUUCAUACGUAGGCAUAUCUUCUGGAAGAUUGAUGUAAUGAGACUGCAUUAGUGUCACCCGUGAGAAUUGACCCAUCUGAUGAGUUCAGAUAGCUCCACAUUGUUAACCAGUA
Molecule: messenger RNA, 2426 nt
Organism: Physcomitrium patens
Lineage: Eukaryota; Viridiplantae; Streptophyta; Bryopsida; Funariales; Funariaceae
Source: RefSeq, a predicted model, not a curated record